Neodiprion fabricii is the source of this 603-nucleotide messenger RNA. It is a transcript of the gene COX7AL2, whose product is annotated as cytochrome c oxidase subunit 7A1, mitochondrial. The transcript has 3 exons. Gene Ontology annotation, biological process: regulation of oxidative phosphorylation; mitochondrial respirasome assembly; mitochondrial electron transport, cytochrome c to oxygen. Lineage: Eukaryota; Metazoa; Arthropoda; Insecta; Hymenoptera; Diprionidae. Bases 83 to 445 code for a protein of 120 amino acids. The record is from RefSeq and is a predicted model, not a curated record.
UACUUUUCUCGCUCACGGAAGACGCAUCCGGCGUGGAACGGCCAGCUGUCGGGCGUAGCAGUACGAAGUGUCGCAGUCCAAGAUGCCAUACUAUAAUUUCAACUCGUUCACAGGUCGAAUUGCGGAAACAACGCACCCGCAGCCGUUUUAUCCACUCGCACCCCAUCGUCUGGAUCUUGCCGAGCCACCUAAAAUCAUGUACGACUCAUCGCGCACCAAGCCGGUGCAGGUAGCAUCCGCUUCCACCUCUGCAAGGCCGCAAUCUACUCUGUCGCCUGAACUGCUCAAGAAGUACCAAAAGUUCCAGGCACCAAACAAUAUCCCAGUACAUCUGAAAGGAGGACCAAUGGACAAAAUUCUUCUUGGAACAACAGUGGUCUUGAUCGGCAUUGGAUUGAUACAAGCUGGUGAUCUGAUCUACAAACUCGGCUUUCCAAAGAAAUAAUUCGUCGACUUUGUGUUAUGUCAAUGUUCGAAACUAUAGACCUGUAUAGCGUAUUAUUAUCAAUAUUAUUAUGUCGCCUGUGUGACUAGUGCACAUAGGCACUUAAUUUUGUAAAAAUAAACAUUCGAAAUCCUGUGAAGAUAAUCGUUGAACGAAAA